Sabethes cyaneus is the source of this 1165-nucleotide messenger RNA. RefSeq names its product SUMO-activating enzyme subunit 1 (gene Aos1). Gene Ontology annotation, cellular component: SUMO activating enzyme complex; cytoplasm. Gene Ontology annotation, molecular function: SUMO activating enzyme activity. NCBI's taxonomy places the organism in Eukaryota, Metazoa, Arthropoda, Insecta, Diptera, Culicidae. The record is from RefSeq and is a predicted model, not a curated record. The coding region runs from base 81 to 1079 and encodes 332 amino acids. Gene Ontology annotation, biological process: protein sumoylation. The transcript has 2 exons.
UCGCAUCAUCGUCAAGAAGAAUCAAGGAAAAACUGUUUUAUUGUUUAAUCUAGUAUUUCCCGAAUUCGGAUUUGUUGAAAAUGGUCGAAGCCAAUGGAAUAGAGCUAACUGAACAGGAGGCCGAGCUGUACGAUCGUCAAAUUCGGCUCUGGGGACUUGAUUCACAAAAGAGGUUACGUGCAGCUCGAAUACUAAUUGCCGGAAUAAACGGGCUUGGAGCGGAAAUAGCCAAAAAUAUCAUCCUAGCCGGUGUAAAAGCAGUUACCCUUCUGGACGAUCAAAUCGUAAAAGAAUCGGACUUUUGCUCGCAAUUUUUGGUUCCACAGUCGUCGGUUGGUACGAAUCGUGCCGAAGCCUCUUUGAUCCGUGCUCAGCAACUUAAUCCGAUGGUAGAGCUGAAAGCUGAUACGGAAAAUUUAUCCAAGAAGCCGGACGACUAUUUCAAGAGUUUUGAUGUGGUUUGCAUAACUGAAGCUACAACGGAGCAGCUUCUGCAUAUUGACCAGAUAUGUCGCGAAGCAGGAGUUAAAUUCUUUGCAACUGAUCUCUGGGGAAUGUUUGGUUUUAGCUUCGCCGAUUUGCAGGAACAUAACUUCGUCGAAGAUGUUGUCAAACAUAAGGUCAUUUCUAAACCUCAUGAGAAGACCAAAACUGAGCUCGUAACUUCGACCGUAAAACGUACUGCCACAUAUCCGUCUUACAAGUCUCUGGUAGAGUUUGACUACAAUGCUCAAUCCUACGCUCGCAAACUAAACCGUACUGGACCGUCGCUACCACUGCUUCGUGUUUUACAAAAAUUUCGAGAUGAUGAGAAGCGAGAUCCUCUGUACACCGAACGAGCUGCGGAUUUGGAGAAACUGCUGAAAAUUCGCAACGAGAUUGCAGCCGGUUUGGUCCCCGAUACGGCCUUUACUCACGUCUUUGCACAAAUCUCUCCGGCUGCUGCUAUCGUGGGCGGUGCCGUGGCUCACGAGAUUAUCAAAACGGUUUCCCAAAAGGAGGCACCCCAUUUCAAUGUUUUUCUGUUCGAUCCGGAGAAAUGUUGCGGAUUUAUUGAAACCGUUGGGGUUGAUGCUUAAUUUGUAAACGUGUAAGACCGCAAUGGCAUUAACUAUCGAUCAUUUGUGAUUACAUAUUAAUACUAUUCAUUAUAAUAAAUUUAUCU